Messenger RNA from Heterobasidion irregulare TC 32-1, 2013 nucleotides. RefSeq names its product cytochrome P450 monooxygenase 52 (gene cyp52). The record is from RefSeq and is a predicted model, not a curated record. Bases 118 to 1902 code for a protein of 594 amino acids. Gene Ontology annotation, molecular function: iron ion binding; monooxygenase activity; heme binding. The transcript is spliced from 17 exons. Lineage: Eukaryota; Fungi; Basidiomycota; Agaricomycetes; Russulales; Bondarzewiaceae.
CGAGUAGAGAUCUGAUCGGGCAAACUUGGUAUUAAUACCCCAUGUCUGAGGGACCAUGUGGGAUGAAGGAGGCCCAAACUUCCCUUAGGAGCUUCCACUGUUCGAACGCUGCACAGGAUGGUCAGCCCUGGUGUCCAAUAUCUGGUCACGAACCUUCCGACGAUCGUCUUCCCACUCGGGGCGCUUUGGUAUGCCACCAAUUGCUUAGAGGCUUACACCUCCGUCAACAUCCCUAGAUGGACAGUUGUUCUUGCCGCGGGCCUAAGUUUCCCUCUCCAUUCUGUGGUCACAUCCGCUGUUGCCGAUUUCAAGAACAGGAGAAGGGCUGCGGCCAUGGGUGCCGUCUUGGCCCCCACUGUUCGAGAUAAAUGGCCAUUCAAUCUAGGCAUCCUAGCGAGACUCAUUCGCAGCUUCUACGAUGGCUAUCCUGGCGAUUUUUUACUGGAGGUCAUCCCCAAGUAUGGGCACACGUUCUACCUCGCCGCAGGUUCUGACACUCGACUAUUAACUAUGGAGCCACACCACAUCAAGUCAAUUCUGGCCACAGAUUUCGAGUCCUGGGAGAAAGGCUCAAUCUUUCGUGAUUCCAUGAAUUCCGUCUUGGGGACCGGAGUUUUCAACGCUGAUGGUGAAAUGUGGAAGUUCCAUCGCAGCAUGACCAGGCCCUUCUUCAACAAGGAACGCAUAACCGAUUUCGACAUAUUCGACCGACACGCUUUGGACGCGAUCUCACAGGCGCAGCAGCGCUUGAAAGCUGGGUUUCCCAUUGACUUCCAGGAUUUGGCAUCCCGCUUCACGCUAGACUCGGCUGCCGAGUUUCUCUUUGGACAGGAUGUCCGCUCGCUGUCCGCCGGCUUCCCAUAUCCCCAAGGAUCACCGGAGGCGACAGUGUUCGACAAUUCCCACCACCCAUCGAAUCAGUUCUCGCACGCAUUUGGAGAGGCCCAGAGAAUGAUCGCUUUCCGCUCUUUCUUCGGCGCCCGGUGGAGGGCUGUCGAGAUGCGGAAAGACUCGACGAAGGACCAUAUGCAGAAAAUCAACGACUAUAUCAAUCCCAUCUUGAACGAAGCGGUUCGUCGGAAGAGGGAGUUGAAGGCCAUCAAGGGCGACCCUUCCCACUCUGCGGAGGCGGAGAAUAUGCUCGAACAUCUCGUCAACUAUACGGAAGAUCCUGUCGUACUUAGAGACGAAAUUCUCAAUAUCAUGAUUGCUGGUCGAGACACGACAGCAGCAACGUUAACAUUUGGUCUCUACAUGCUCUCUCGGCAUCCCGAGGUCUUUCGUAGGCUGCGCGCCGAAAUUAUUGGACAAGUUGGCAUGAGAAGACCUACCUACGAAGAAUUGAGAAAUCUAAAAUAUCUUAGGGCAUUUAUCAAUGAAACUUUGAGGCUCUACCCGAUAGUGCCCUUUGAUUUGAGAACUUCGACAAAGCCGACUGUCCUACCACCUACAACACCCGGACAGAAGCCCUUUUACAUCCCAGCGGGCACGAGAUGCCUGUAUUCUGUUUUCGUAAUGCAACGUCGGACAGACUUGUGGGGGCCGGACGCCCUCGAGUUCGACCCAGAUAGGUUCAUCGAUGAGCGUGUCCAGAAAUACCUCACGCCCAAUCCGUUCAUCUUUCUCCCAUUUAACGCCGGGCCAAGAAUAUGUCUAGGCCAACAGUUCGCAUACAACGAAGCCUCGUUCAUGCUUAUCCGCCUGCUGCAGAGCUUCUCAUCCGUCGAGCUAGCGCAAGAUGCUCAGCCUUCGGGCACCAUCCCUCCCGCAUCAUGGGCCUUGGUGAAGGGAAUUCAGUCGACGGAGAAGAUCAUGCCCAAAUCUCAUCUGACUAUGUAUAUCGAUGGCGGACUGUGGGUAAGGCUCGGUGACGCAGUUGAGGAAGCCAAGGCUGCUGUGUAAGUUAUAUCCGUGCGGGGCUUCCCAUCUCUUCGAUGUAUGUUCUAUCUAGCCGCUACUGUGUAAGUUACCGCUGCGCGAUCCCAUUCGGGAAACCACCUGGAUUCACCUGUG